GCCGGCGACCGACCGUGCAACCCUAUAUAACCGCCCGCGCCCACAGUUCAACUCCCUUUGGUCGGUUUCUUCGUGGUCCAUUACUCACUUCUUUCUCUUCCACCAUCAUGUCCAACCAAGAGUACUACAACGGCGGCCAGCAAGGCUAUUAUCCUCCUCAGGGUCCUCCCCCGGGGCAAGGCGGUUACUAUCCCCAGCAACCACAGCAGGCUUACCAGGGUGGGUAUCCUCAACAGCCAUAUGGGCAGCCAUACGGCCAGCCCGGCUACCAGCCUCAGCCACCGCCCCAGACUGUAUAUGUCCAACAGCCAGCGCCCAAGGGUGGAGGAGAAGACGACUGCUGCGCGUGUCUAGCGGGGGCAUGCUUGUGUUGCUGUGCAGAGGAGCUGUGCUGCGACUGCCUCUUCUAGACGACGGCUGCUACGAUCUGCAUAUGCAUAUUAUGCCCACGUUUUCAUGUCCGUUCGGUCGCCAUUGAUUGGUCCUUGUGGUUUCCAUACCCUCUAUCUUCGAUAUUUAACGUCACGAUUCUGCUGUAUUUUUUAUGGAUGUUCUGCCUCUGGCAUCUCAAUUUUUACGUAGCAUUGAUACGUUGUCUCAGAAAGCGCCACCCAUAAUAUACAACUUUUUUUAGUCCGG
Messenger RNA from Postia placenta MAD-698-R-SB12, 639 nucleotides. RefSeq lists its product as hypothetical. Bases 108 to 410 code for a protein of 100 amino acids. NCBI's taxonomy places the organism in Eukaryota, Fungi, Basidiomycota, Agaricomycetes, Polyporales, Adustoporiaceae. The record is from RefSeq and is a predicted model, not a curated record. The transcript has 4 exons.